Penicillium bovifimosum is the source of this 867-nucleotide messenger RNA. RefSeq names its product alpha/beta fold hydrolase. The coding region runs from base 1 to 867 and encodes 288 amino acids. Gene Ontology annotation, molecular function: epoxide hydrolase activity. Lineage: Eukaryota; Fungi; Ascomycota; Eurotiomycetes; Eurotiales; Aspergillaceae. The transcript has a single exon. The record is from RefSeq and is a predicted model, not a curated record.
AUGACACUCGCGCAGACCAAGACAGUCCCUCUCCCCUCUGGAGUUAACAUGUUCUACCGCGAGCAGACACCAACAGCAGGAGCACCAGUCAUUCUCCUACUGCACGGGUUUCCGUCCUCGUCACAUCAAUUCCGAAACCUGAUGCCCCUUCUAGCAGCCAAGUAUCGUGUACUUGCCCCUGAUCUGCCAGGCUUUGGCUUCACCGAGGCACCAUCGACCUACAAGUACACAUUCGACAACCUGGCAGCUGCAGUCGCCGAAUUUCUGGAUGAGCUCCGCAUCACCAAAUUCAGCAUGUACAUCUUUGAUUACGGUGCGCCGACAGGUCUGAAGAUUGCCCUCCAACGUCCAGAUGCCGUUCAAGCCAUCGUCACACAGAACGGGAAUGCCUACGUGGAGGGCUUCGGUGACAUCUGGGCUCCAAUUCAAGACCUGUGGGCAAGCAACAACAAGCCAGAAAACAGACUGAUAGUCGAGAAGGCAAUGUUGUCGUUUGAAGCUAUCAAGUUCCAGUAUGUGAAUGGGAACCCAUAUGCGGACAGGGUUGCUCCAGAGUCAUAUUAUCUUGACUAUGCGCUUUUGCAGCGCCCUGGAAAUAAAGAGAUUCAAUUGGAUCUCUUCAUGGACUACCGAACCAAUAUUCCUCAAUAUGCCGACUAUCAGCGAUACUUCCGAGAAUCUCAGGUUCCGCUUUUGGGAAUUUGGGGCAAGAACGAUGUCUUCUUUAUCCCUCCCGGCGCAGAGGCGUACAAGAGGGACUUGCCAAAUGCUGAGAUCAAGAUGAUUGAUGCAGGCCAUUUUGUUGUGGAGAGUCACACUGAACUCCUCGCUCGCGAAAUAACGGCAUUCUUGUCUAAAAUUGAAUAG